GUCUCCCUCUCUUUUCUUUUUUUUCGCAUUCUCGCUUCGCUCCCCUUUUAUCUACAUUAUCCGUACAUGCAUUUCGAUUACCAUCUUCGUCUUCCUUUUUUUCCUGUAAACAAUAAAAUGCCUGACCUUGCUAAUCUUUCUGCGCCCUCCCAUCUCUCUCUCGACGGUGGCCCUAACUCGAAACCACUCUCUCCUGAUCAAUCUGAGCUAAAUUCAGUCGAUGCUGCUGUCAACGAACCCGAUUUGGACCAGAAGAUGCCGUCCUCGAGCAACGGUGGCUGCAUUGAUGGAGUUAGGGUUUUUACGCGCAGGUGGCGCACACAGAAUGGGGCCAAGAUGAGGUCCGAUGAGAUGAGCUUGGAGAAUUAUGUGAAGGCUUGGAUCGACAAAAAGAAGGAAUCUGGGGUCCCUGAGUCCCGGUGCUUCCUUCCAUUUCUAGUGGGUGCAAAGAAAUCGGCUGAAUGUCUCAUUUGCCAUCGCUGUAUUUAUCCUGGAGAGGAGGUAUUGUGCGGGGUUCGAUCUUGCAAAGCAAUUUUCCACUUAUCAUGUGCCCAGCAAAAGCUCAGGGUCUCAAAUCUGAAAGACUUCAAGUGCCCACAACAUCUGUGCUUUAUUUGCAAUCAGCGACCACAAUGGCGAUGCAUACAAUGCACGCUAGCAUCACAUGAUAAGUGUGCUGCAUGGCCCAACAAAGUGAUUCAUUUGCAAAACCAACCAGGAAGAGCCCUUUGCUGGAGGCAUCCCAGUGAUUGGCGUCAAGAUGAGCAGCAUAUGGUUGCGUCGGCUGGCAUAGAGGAAGUAUUCUCUCGGUUGCCUGUUCCUUAUGUUGACGAGGAAUUCAAGAUUGAAUUGACCUGGAGAGAACUGACGGAGAAUAACGUGGGCCCAGCGCCAUAUGUGCACAUAAAGCGCAAUGUAUACAUGGUCAAGAAGAAGCGUGAUGCCUCUGAUGAUGGUAUUGGGUGCAUAAAUUGCACUUCUUUGUGCUCUAAGGAUUGCUUUUGCAGGGUUCAAUGCAUAAGCUGUUCAAAGUUCUGCCGCUGCUCGGAGACUUGCACCAAUAGACCAUUUCGCAGGGUGAAGAAAAUUAAAAUUGUCAAAACUGAACUCUGUGGUUGGGGAGUAGAGGCAGCUGAGCCCAUCGAUAAGGGAGAUUUCAUAAUCGAGUACAUUGGUGAAGUGAUUGAUGAUGCAUUAUGUGAAAAAAGGCUCUGGGACAUGAAAUACAAAGGAGUCCAGAAUUUUUACAUGUGUGAAAUCCGGAAGGACUUCACCAUUGACGCAACUUUCAAGGGGAACACAUCCCGCUUCCUCAAUCACAGUUGUGAUCCCAACUGCGUUCUGGAAAAGUGGCAAAUUGAUGGGGAGACGCGUGUAGGCGUGUUUGCUGCAAGAUCAAUAAAAGUUGGUGAAGCUUUGACCUAUGAUUACAGAUUUGUGCAGUUUGGGCCAGAGGUGAAGUGUCACUGUGGAGCUUCAAAUUGUCAAGGCUACCUGGGGACUAAAAGAAAGGCUGCGAAGUUUGAACUCUGCUGGGGUUCAAAGCGCAAAAGAACGCGAGCUUCUCUCUUAACUAUGAGGCAUGUCACGGGAAAGAAGUACAUAUGCAGGUGAAGAUUAUUUCUUCAAAAACCUCAUAGACCAACAAUCCUGAUGAGCCUCAUCUCUUCUUCAUUCCUAUUUCUUGUGCUACAUUGCGACCCAAGGUCUAUUGCUUUAAUCAGGACCGUCUGAUCACAAAUUCCUGAUCCCUCUUCAGUCUUCAGGCCCCCUUGUCUGCCCCACAAGAUGAGUAGUAGUAAGCAAGUAGCAGCAAUGUUUGACUAUUGACUAAGUAGCCAACACUAAAGUGUAGAGCAGGCCAGCAGCAGCUUAGCUAUGAAACCAGAAACCACUUAGGCUAUGAAAGACUGUUUGUGUAGGGUAACUCCAUGGUGGUCUCGAUAAAUUUUGCCUCGGUAUUAGUGUCUUUGGGUCAGGAGAGUCCAGCCACAUUGAAUUUAUUUAUUUGUCAUAAAGAUGAACUCAUGACCCAGAUGAGGCCUAUGUGUAGAGACUAGAGAGUGCAGUGACAGGGGGUAAUUGUGGGAUUUUGUGGAUUUAUGAAGGGUAGGCAAGGAAAUGAAAAGAGGACAGAGAUUGCUUGCGCAAAUCUAGCUAAUCUGGGCUUCUGGAGCAAGUAAGGUAAAUGAGAAGUUAAAAAGAGGUCGAAAUUUAUUAAAGCCAGAAAUACAAAUACCCAGAUGGUCCACACCACACCAUCCUCUCCAUUUCUUGCCUUAUUUUCUUGGCCUCCUUAUGUUUUGAGUCCAGUAGACACUCGAACACCCACAAAAGGGAAAGCCUUUCAUGUCCUGAACUCAUCCUCUUGUGACAUUCUCUUCUAUUAAUUGUGUUUCAUUCACUCUCCUCUCGUCUCUUUUUUUCUGGAUAGGAAAAGAGAAACCCAUUAAGGGCCCAUGUUUCCUCCUGCAACCCCACCACAAAUUUCUCUUCUUUCUGCAAUUUUAGAGGUGGGAAUUUCAAGAACCCAACUUUCCCUCAUUGUUGCUAUCUGAUGAUAGGCUUGUGGUUCUGCUGCUGUUGGUGGUGGUUGGGGCUUGGACAAGAUUGGUUGGGGAAUAUGGUGAAGGCUGUGGCUGCUCCAAUUUGGGAAAUCGAUUCCUAUACAUCUUUCUUCAUGAAGAAGGGUUUCUGGAGCUUGAUGGGUUGUAGAAGCUCAAUUUCUCAAGUACUGUCCCUGCAACAAGAUCUGUUCUUUCCGCUCUUCUGCUCCCUCUGCUUUUGGUAGCAAUGUUGGUGGUAAUGGUGGUGAUAUUGGCUGGACGGCUCAAUCUUAAUUUUGUUGUUGUGAUAUAAUUUUGUCUCAAUUUCUUGCUUAGUUUUUGUUUAUCUGGCUGAUAAUGUUCACAUGGAAUAGCAUUGUUUGGCAUCUUUUGGUUCAAUUUCGGUUUGUUCUUUAGAAAAGGCAAGAACUUGCACUAACCAUAGAGCAAUGGAAGUUUGGUGGGUGAGUAAAGUAUUCAAUUGUUUUGGAUGCAAACUUCAAUGGCCUCCCAACACUGACGCACUUAUCAAUUCAAAUCACUGUCAGUAUUUGCUUUCUGACCCUUUUGUUGUUUUUUAAUUUUCUUGGGAAAUGUGAGGUGGGUUGAUGGUUAUUGUUCAUAUCAUCAAUGUUAUAAUAUGUAUUGCAGCAUUUCCUUUCCUUCUGUUGUAUGCUACAUAUCCUUGAUGAUAUAAAGCUCUGGUUCUAUUCUCAUGGUGUGUUUUUGUCUUUCAAUGUCGUUGGCUGUUUGAAUAUCUGUUUAGGGAUUUUUCAUGUAUUAAGGGUUUGUUUGUUGUUGCUGUUGUGGGUGGUAAAGACUGACAAAGUGAGGUGACGGUGCCUGGUUUUGGGUCCGGGGAACACUGAACCUGCCGGGGGCUAGGGUCCGCUCUACAGUGGCUAGAUCUGUGGUUGGCCUCUACGACUUCAUUAAAUAAUGAAAAGACUAAGCAGGACAACACAAAGCCUGAGACAAGAAAGUUGAGCUUCUGCUGCUGACGAAAGGCCCCAUUAGUUCAUGGAAACGUCCAAUCACUCUGCACUCACGCUGUGAUCUUGGGUUUUUGCUAUGCACGUGAUUGUUUACUCUGUGAGAGGCUUUAGAUUACAUAAAAAUAUUUUCCUGGAAAGUUGGUGAGGAGGGUUGAUAGAAAGGAUCCGAAGUGCCUCUAGAAAUGGAAUUUCAUUUUGUUACUUUCUGGGUUUUUGUACACUUUUUUUUUUCCAACUUUUGCUUUUGGCCUCUCCAUAGGACCAUAGCAGCAGCUUUUCGUCCUUGGCUGAAGAAAAUUUGUUCU
Tripterygium wilfordii is the source of this 3846-nucleotide messenger RNA. Its product is annotated as histone-lysine N-methyltransferase ASHR3. The coding region runs from base 67 to 1614 and encodes 515 amino acids. The transcript is spliced from 14 exons. Gene Ontology annotation, biological process: regulation of DNA-templated transcription. NCBI's taxonomy places the organism in Eukaryota, Viridiplantae, Streptophyta, Magnoliopsida, Celastrales, Celastraceae. The record is from RefSeq and is a predicted model, not a curated record. Gene Ontology annotation, cellular component: chromatin; nucleus. Gene Ontology annotation, molecular function: histone H3K36 methyltransferase activity; protein binding.